Messenger RNA from Pogonomyrmex barbatus (red harvester ant), 2422 nucleotides. It is a transcript of the gene Scgalpha, whose product is annotated as sarcoglycan alpha. Lineage: Eukaryota; Metazoa; Arthropoda; Insecta; Hymenoptera; Formicidae. Gene Ontology annotation, cellular component: sarcoglycan complex. The record is from RefSeq and is a predicted model, not a curated record.
CGGGAGGUGGCGUCGAUUUUCGGAGCCGCGAACGAAUCGCGUCGACUCGAGUGCCUGUGGUGUGUGUCGUACACGAAGCGCGUCUUCGUCAAUGCCGGAUACGUCGGAGGUAAAGGAUUUUCGGCCAACCGACCGGGGUCUGCGAACCUUCUUGCGCAACAAUCGAUACCGCCCCGCUCGAUUUCCGUGACCCCGCCGGGAAGUUGAGCAGGUACGCCAGAAAUAUCGCGACGCCGAGCCGCGUUUUGCUCAGGGUUCUUUCUUGGAUUUAUCGCUCGCGGAGAGCUGCCGUGCACGCGGUGCCUCUGUCUCCCCGAUUUCGUGGAGAUACGUGGGUGCGAUUUCCUGCUGUUGGAUUGGGUCAUUGUAUCAUUGUUAUAGGAGAAGGUUAAAUUUCGGAAUCGUGCACAUCAUGCAUCCAAACGUAAUAUUACUGUCGACAUUGGUGGCCUUCGUCGCCACCGAGAGCAUUCUAAUGACGGAGGUCUUUGUCAUUCCCAUCAGGCCCGAGACUUUCGACUGGAGUGCAGAUGGACACUCUGAUCAAUUUUCAUAUCAACCCUCUUUGCUGAACGCCCCCGAUCUCCCAUCAUGGAUACAUUACACUUAUAGCAAGAAAGAUCAUCACGGUUUUUUAUAUGGCGUCGCCCCCAAAGAUCAAAAAUACUUUCAGCUCGAAAUCGUGGGAUUGAAUAAGCACACCUAUGAAACCCGUUAUAAAGUGCUCGACAUGAAUGUACUCGAGAAGGAGAAUUUGACAAAGUACGAAGUGCAUCUGAAAAUCGAUAAUCUCAACAUAGAAGAUAUGUUCGAUCGCAAUCGCACUGAAAAACUUCUCAAUAUAUUUAGGAAAAAGUUGUGGAAAGGCGCUGCGGAUUUGUACGUGACUUUUUUGGCGUCCGCGAUUGAGCUUGGAGCUCGUUUACCUCUGAAGCCUAGCGAAGGCGAAGGAGUCGUCGUGAGACUGGGUAGUACCAUGCCGUUCUCGCAGGAAUUGAACGAAUUGCAGGAGGAGGUCAAGCCGCUGUGGAAAAUGCCGUCGUGCCCUAGAGAUUUCAAAAGGACCAGCGUAGAGAUACUCUUCCGAGAGGCUGAGUUCAGACUGGACUGGUGUUCCUUCAGAUUACUGGAGGAAGAUCAGCACAGUUUGCAGCACGAAAGUGCCCGGAGGGGUCCCAGUGCGAACGUAGUGGGUCUACCUUCAUCGGGCAUUUCCGAGCACACGGAGUGGCGUUGGGCCCGUUCGACGAAAGCCAGCAUACCGACGAGAAGCUACUUCAAGGAAAUCGCCACCACGAUUUUCGUGCCGGUCGUGUUGCUCCUCGUGCUGGGCGCCUUACUCAGCACCGCUUUUUGUUUACAUCACGAGAAAAUGAAGGAUCCGGAGUCUGAUGAAUAUUUCGAUGAACUCUUUAAUAUUUUUCUCUUGAAAAAACAACCUGUCAGCGAGAAGCGAGAACCUACGCCAGGAGAAGGAGUCGGGAACAAUGGAAUACAAAUGGUGCAAUACGCUAUGUCGGAGAGAGGCACCCUGAAGUCCCUGUCAGCUCAGCCAUCGAGUCCGAAUGAUUCCCUAUCGCGAAGUCCAAGGACCUCUGGCGAACGCUGCAAUCCAUACAUUCGUCCAAAUCCACCACCUUACACCGGACCUAGUAGCUUCGCCGGUUUACGUGCCGAUUUCUGACUACACGAGCAGCCCGCGAAAACCUGGUUCUGCUAAGUGAAAUAUAGUUCGCGGGUGGCUUUUAAUCAACGUUCCAAGAAAGGCGCGCCGGAUAUCGCAAACUCGAAACCGGCUCCAAAUUUACAAGUUGAAUCACAUUAAAUAGGCACGUCGCUUAUUAUCGGUAACAUCGGUAUUGCGUCACGCCUACCAAGCAGUAUAUGCCGAGUGAUUCGUGUAGUGAUAUUAGGUAUUCCCCCUGGGAAGUCGAUUUGCGUUUGAAACAUUUUCCGAAAUCUCUCUUCGUAAAUAGACGUAUUGUUUAAAUAUAAAUAGAAAAGCGUUUUUUUCCAGUAGUACGUAAUAACUACGUACAUUGUAAGACUGUGCUAUACCAAAGCUAUGCAAAUAAGAUAAGAAGGGGAAAAGGGAGAAGGGGUGAGCAAUAGCUUCCUGAAGUUAACGGAUCUUAAAAUUUUGGUUAAAUAUAACUAUUUUCUACUAUUUGUACUAAUUAUAAAUUAUAGUGAUAAUUUUUUUAAAUAUAUCGAUAGUGCUACGUAUAAAUUUUAAUUACAUUUUCUAAUAUCUUUUAAAGAUUUUGUAAUAUUAAAUUUGUGAACAGAUAAGGAGCCCCUUACCUUUAUACGAUCUGAAUUAUAAUGAUAAGAUGAAUAUUAUGUAAUAUAAAUUCUACUUUAUAACAAUUGUAGCGAAGUUUGUAUUAGGAUGAAAAAUAAAUAUAUAAUAUUAAAAAGA